AUGCCGUCUGCCUCUCGCCCGGUGAAGCUGGCAUGCCUGGCCUGCCGGGCUUCGAAGACCCGCUGCGACGGACAAAGGCCGUGUGUCAGUUGCUCCACACGUGGAGAAGAGUGUCAAUAUCAACCUAGUCAACGAGGUGGCGCUCGACGGGGUCCUAUGGCCGCCGCGGAGCUGGCAAGGAGAAGGGCUCAACGCCUGGCAAACAGAGCACGUAUCGAGAAUCAUAGCCACUCAAAAGACUCCGAGCCUCAUUGCCAGGACUAUCAUUCCCAUUCACAUCCCAGUGCAAUCGUGCCAUUUUCACCGUCCUCACUGUCCUCGAUUGAUCUGACUUAUCAUCUGCCUGCGCCAUCCCUAGAGAGCCUCAGCAUAGGGCUCCCCUCGCCUAGAGUAACGGAGGAGCUCCUGGCGGCUGUGGAGCUUCCUGCGUGGAGCAUUAGAGCUUAUCGUUGUGAUCAGGAUCUGCUCAACGCGUAUUACAUCUUCAUACACCCAUACUUCCCAUUUCUGCCACCUCCAGCGGUUUCCCAAUAUGAGGAUAAGUGCGUCGCCCUCGACAUUUCUUCGUCCUAUGCAAAUGCUUCAACCCUUCCCUACUGGCCCACCUCGCCGCUGGCUCUCGCCAUGGCGGCGAUACUGGUCUUAAUCCCUCCGCCAGGAAGACCACGCGCAGCAGAAGAUGAGGCUGUCAUGUUGCGGCGUUCUUAUGCUGAUCUCUAUGCACGCUCUGCACUGGAAUUGGUGGAUGAUUCCCUCGAGAAUUCAUCUCGGGUCACAUUAGCUGGGGUUUCGCGAAAUGGCCUGCAUCCAACAGUUCCUCCAAGGAUCGAGCCAGUCCUCGCAUUGGGACUACUAAGCCUGUAUGAAUACUCACAACGCGGGAGUACUUCCAAAAUGCGCGCUCGGGCAAACCAGGCGCUGACCCUUGCGAUGGACCUAUCUGUACAUACGGAAAAUGUACAGACAAGGUGUCUAGAUGCACAUCGGCGGUGCUGGUGGGCGACGGUUUUUCUGGUCUACCUCUCAUCGAUUCUUAAUGCAUCGCCUCCGCUUAUUACUUUCGAUGACCUUCGAAUCACAACCAUUUAUCCCGAGUUUCGUGGCUGCCGUGAGCCAUGGCCACUCUUCAUGAACGCACAAGUGGCUCUCUUCCGCAGCUGCUCCCUAGGACGCCAACUCGUCGGCGCAAACGCCAGCAAUGACAGCACAGGGCUGCCCCGGUCCCUAGGCGAAGAUAUCAAACGCCUCGACUCCUUUAUCCUCGAACUUGCUGCGGAGGCGGACCGGUUCCGCUGUGUGACCAACUACCAGGGUUCCGAGGCCGACGCCUCGCGCAACCUCUGGGCCAUUUCUAAAGCGCUCAUUUACACCUCCCGCCUGACCCUCCAUCGUCUGCGCGCAUUCCUGGACAGUCCAGCUUUUCCAGACGAGCGUCACGACUUCCUCCUUGCCGGCGACACGAUCCAGACCAACCCUUCCUCCCCUUCCAGAACAACCCGCCCAUUCCACCUCUCCCCGAACCUAGCAGAGCAAAUUACCGCGGUAUUCCCCUUCACGGGGCAAGAAUCCGUCAGGUUCUGCCUGCAGUCGGCCUUAGCCAUAGCCAGAGUAUUCCGCCGGCUUCCCUCGCCCAACCCGAUGUAUUCCGACGAGGCGGACGACUCGGGGAGUACUGGGUCUAAAAUGUCGAGGCGACGGCUGGUGGGCUCGCCCCGUUCCAUUCCCUAUAUGGCCAGCUGCCAGUUGCAGAGCUUUUACACCUUGGCCAUGUUGCUGCAGCGGGUCCGAACGGCCUUGUCCUUGGGCAAUCUGGGUAGCUAUGCCUACCUCCUGAGUCAACCAAGUGCCACGACCGAGAUGCAGGACAUGGAGCGGCUGGUGGAGGAACUGCAAUGUGGAAUGGAUGCCCUAGCGAGGUCCCUGCAGGCGGACGCCGUCUUUGAGGGGGUGGCGUUGAUGGCCAAGGCGGCGGAGAAAGCGUAUGAAGCUACC
Aspergillus homomorphus CBS 101889 is the source of this 1992-nucleotide messenger RNA. Its product is annotated as putative Zn(II)2Cys6 transcription factor. The annotation marks the transcript as partial. Gene Ontology annotation, biological process: regulation of DNA-templated transcription. The transcript has 7 exons. Gene Ontology annotation, molecular function: zinc ion binding; DNA-binding transcription factor activity, RNA polymerase II-specific. Lineage: Eukaryota; Fungi; Ascomycota; Eurotiomycetes; Eurotiales; Aspergillaceae. The record is from RefSeq and is a predicted model, not a curated record.